AUGGGCACACAUGUACCCACAGAGGUCUUCCUGGGUGCCUCUGCUGUGUUUGUGAAGCUUUCCCACCACUUAAAGAUGCAAUUUUUGGGGAAAAUAGACACCCACCGUUCUGAAGAUAGCCAUUUAUCCUUCCGGUACAAGUUCUUCAUCAGAAUAUUCAGCUGCGUUGGCCUGGUCUGUUUGUUUAUCAGUCUUCUCUCUCCGUUCUGGAUUGAGAUCUUCCACAAGAAUUUCGUCACCAAUUUGGGCCUCUGGAACAUCUGCAUAAAAAGAAGAUGCAAGAGAAUUAGGCUGAACUCAAAAAUCCUCUUGGCCACCAGAAUCUUGAUGUCAGUCAGCACAGUCUUUGGCUUGGUGGCAACUGCCUGCACAUUGCUGUCCAGCACCACCUUAAGGCUAUCCAGGUGGCCAGCUGUCGCCAAUUUAUGCACAGGAAUCGUUUCACUGGUCACCAUGGUGUUGUACGGCACGUCAAUCUCACCCAACAGCCCCUUUGACAGCCCAGUCCCUUAUACUACCUCUCCAAAGUAUCUCUCCUGGUCCUUUGUGAUAGGCUGCUUGGCCGCCUUCCUGUUCCUGACAAACACCAAUGUCUAUGGUGCCCGGACGCUCCUGGUCUUAGCCCUUUUCUGUGGAAUUAUUGGGGCCUCAUUUAUGACAUUCACUUACCGCUACUCCUCCCCUUUCACAAUAUACCGCUACCUGGUUGCUGCAAUGGGAUCUUUGAUUGCAGCUGCCUUGGUGUUCUUAGCUCUGAGCAUUUACACCAUCCGUAUCUCCACGCACUCCAUCAGCAGAACAGGCAAUAUCACGUACCUGUUGUCUUUUUACAUGGCCUGGACCUCCUGCCCUUGCUUCAUUUUAAGCGGUUUGUUCAGCCUGAUGGCACACCAACGUUUGCUGGUGCACGGAUCCGGCUUAUCAGAUGGAGAAAGCUCCACAGCCAUGUCAAGCUCCUCAGCAUGGACCUCAAGCUCCACGAGCUAUUUGGAUGAUUCAGAUGGAAAGACGUCUAUUUCAAGGCGGUCCUUUCCUAAAUAA
This is a messenger RNA of Zootoca vivipara (common lizard), 1041 nucleotides long. The record is from RefSeq and is a predicted model, not a curated record. NCBI's taxonomy places the organism in Eukaryota, Metazoa, Chordata, Lepidosauria, Squamata, Lacertidae.